Molecule: messenger RNA, 1377 nt
Organism: Ostrea edulis (European flat oyster)
Lineage: Eukaryota; Metazoa; Mollusca; Bivalvia; Ostreida; Ostreidae
Product: GTP-binding protein GEM-like
Exons: 4
Coding region: 97-1056 (319 amino acids)
Cellular component (GO): plasma membrane
Molecular function (GO): GTP binding; calcium channel regulator activity; GTPase activity
Source: RefSeq, a predicted model, not a curated record
UAUGAGUCAGCUAUUCAGAGAGAGACAGAGAGAGAGGGGGUAUAUAUAACUUCUAAGAAGUAAACAGAACGUAUUCACUAAAACAGAGUUGAAACAAUGUUCUCAGCCAUGGAACAGCUGGAAAAGAUGCAUUAUCAGGAGACCUUGAUUAAGAAAUCACAAACAGUUGAGAGAUCUUCUUCCCUUCGUAUUGAAAGACCAACUUCAUUGGUCCUUAGGCCGCAUGUAAAACGAAGGAACAGUUUACCAAGUCCUGCGGUUAUUGAAUCCAUUGCGCAGAUACCGAGUUUGGAAAGAGUACGAUCGUUUAGUCUCACAAGAGACGGACUGAAAAACUGUGGAGACAAAUUCAGGCGACGCAGUACUUAUAGUGAAGGCCAGGAAACAUGUUCCACGGGAGCAACGUCAUCAAUAGAAAGCAUCUGUCAGAAAGAGCAAUUAAGGGUGGCCAUCAUUGGGUCCAAAGGUGUCGGAAAGAAAUCUCUCAUAAAUCAAUUUGCAACUUCGGAGGAACUGUACAUAAACAAUAAAGAUGUAACGAGCAGGGAUGGAGAAGAAAUAUGUGUCGUGAUGGACGAUCAGGAGUCGUGUGUGAUGUUUGUUGAUGAAACAGAAUUAGCGAAUCAAGCAGAAAAUGAGUUGGUGGAUUCAAUAGUGGUGGUCUUUUCUGUCGUAGACGCCAAAUCUUUCAAAAACGGAAUCAGAAAAAUAGAAAUGAUGAGAGAAGAAGUCGAGUUUGACAAGCCCUUGUUUCUGGUUGCAAAUAAAGUUGAUUUGGCAAGACAGAGAGCCGUUGCGGAAAAAGAGGCCAAAAAGGUAGCGACCAGAUAUAAUUGCAAAUACAUCGAAACAUCUGUAGCUUUGAGUCACAAUGUGGAUCAACUUUUGGCGGGAAUUAUUCGUCAGGUGCGCAAUAGGCGUCAGAGUUACACCAAUAAAACGGAAGAACUGACCAAAGAUCCCAAAACAGCAUCCAUGUUUACAAAAAUACUUCUUCAGAAACUAAUGAAAAUCGGACAUCACGAAUUCUCCUGUACAAAAUUAUUUGACGUGUAGGAAAAUAAACCUGAAUGAAUUCUGUCCAAAGUAGAGAUAGUUUACAUAUCAUUGAGCGAGGGCUUUGGUUAUUAUGACUAACGCAUGAUAGUAUGCAUAGUAUGUGCUAAAACAACAGAGAUCGGUAUAAUCUGAUAUGCAAAGGGUGAAAGAUGAUGGUCUGAGUCACGAGAAGAAUGUUUGUAUGAAUGUGUGAGAUUCUGGUGAGAUUGUCGAUUUAUUGAUGUAUCGUAUAUUGAUUAUGUAUAAAACACACUGUUACAUGUUUUUCAUUUUAAAAAAUACUUUUUUACACUUUGUAAUAAAAUGUUUAUAUUCUAA